GCUUUUUUUCAGACUCGCUCAAUAGCUUCCUAAAAAUAUUGCGUGGAAUGAUCUGCGAGCUUGAUUUAUUUAUCGGUAAUUUUCAUUUCCAAUUGAUUCGAGUUUAUCUUUAUUCUGCCCCAGAAGAGGGUCAUUGCUCACGAAGAUACCUAGGAUACUGCCAUUAUCAACAGUGAAUUUACCCUGUUGAGCUUGAAAGCCGAUACUUGAGCAGAUCCGUCUCCAUACAACAAGAGAAACAUUACCCUCGAUACAUAUCCUAAACAUGGCCGAGCAACGGGUCAACGUCCAUAUCCCCUCCCACCCAGCCGUCCUGGACAGCGUUCAGCUUCGCAACAUUCAACUUCCCUUGCCCGUUGCACCAGACCCAUGGCAUCGCGAUGGAAAGCCACAACCGUGCACCGUAUCACUGAAACUAUCCUACUCAUCCGCUAUCGCGGCCGCAGCUGCCGAUGACGUCUCCCUCUCCCUCGACUACGGCAAGCUCUACCGGCGCCUGGACGAAGACAUACGCAACAUGGGGAAACACAGCCUCUCCCCGAGUCAGCGGAUGGUCAGCGCAGACGGAAGCCGGAGAGACGAGAUGAUGCGCACAGAGAUCGGACUGGAUGUAAGGCUGACUGCGGGGAUUGUCGCGAACUGCGGCCUGGGGCUGCUCGAUGAGACGGCUGCUGGGAUCCGGAGAAUGUCGCAUGUCCAUGGCCAUGGCCAUCCGGGCUCGAGGAGAGGGAGUGCGUCGGCUGAGAUACAGCCGCCACUCGAGGGGCUGUCGUUGGCCAGUCCGCCCAUUGAUAGUGUGUUUGGGCAAUGCGAGGUCUGGUUGCAGCUGCCCAAGGCGCUGCUGCGUGCGGAGGAAGGCUUGAAGUAUCGGAGCGUCACUGUCUGGGGGUAUCGGCAGGGAGAUGAGAACGCAGCGCUUGACGCGGAACGUUGCCCUGUUGUUCUGGAGGAGGAGUUCCGGAUUGAUGGUAUCAGGUGCCAUUGUAUCCUCGGAGUGAAUUCCCACGAGAGGGUUGAGAAGCAGGCUGUUAUCAUCUCGUUGGAAUUCAAAGGCCCUGGGCAAUUGGCUUGGGGCUCGACGAUUGUUGAUACUUAUCAGGAGAUGACGAGAAGGGUUGCUGAGCAAGUGGAAGAGACCGCAUUCCAGACAGUGGAGGCACUGGCAACCUUCGUUGCACGCAUAGCCACCGUGCAGUUUGCCAACGAACGAGUCACAGUGAGGGUCGAGAAACCCAGCGCACUGUCCUUUGUGGAGAGAUCUGGGAUAGAAAUCACCCGCUCACAGGCAUUCUUCGAGAGAUCCGAUCUGGAAGGAGGAAGGCUUACUGUCAUCUUAGUUAGUGGGCACAUAUUGUGGACAAAUACCCAAGGAAAGUCGAUACCGAAACAACCUCUCUUUGUUCAACUGUAUGGAGGCUUCCUUACGCAUGUUUACUGUUUCUAUGACUUCGUGUUGGACCAGGUCCUUCUCAUCCUCGUUUAUCACAUCUGCCGUUCCUCUAUGUGCCUGUCUGCGCCCUCCCUGUCCUCGUCCGCUUCUAUCCGCUUUGCUGGCUGCCUUGCCGACUCUCACCCCUUGACCUUGAAUCGAACCUUCGGGCUUGCUUCCCGCGGAACUCUGGAGAAAUACGCGUUGUCUAAUAUUCAAGUUUUACCGGCUCCCCUGCUGUUCGACUUCUCGGUUGCCGAGAUUACCAGUGGGAGCGGUGCGUUCAGCUCUGGAUUUUUCGCGUUGAAGCAAAGCGUGCUUGUUGGCGCAUUUCCGAUCUCAUUGUUCGAAUCUUGCCGUCGCUGUCCUCGACCGGGAUCCUUUGCCGAAGACAUGGAUGCACCGAUGCAUGAUGAUCUUUCCGUGGGAGACGUCUUUGCACCCCAGGCGGACAUGUCGCAACCUCGUAACGAUGGCCUUCUCGACAAUAACCCUGAUAGUCGCUUUCGCAUGAGUGGUGGCAGUCCAACCCGCAAGCAAGUUCCGGUCACAAAGGAUGUCAAUGAAGUUAGUCCCUUUCCGGCCAAUCUCAACGUCGAGGCCUUGUCCGGCAGACCAAACCGUCGCAAAAAGAAGAAGAAAUAUCAGACAAGUGAAGCUCCCCGGGCCAUCUCCACCGUUCGCGGAUUUACUCCACUUGCCUCUGGCGACGAAGACUCGGAUUUCUCGACGACAAGUGCUAAGGCUCGUCCUUCGUCACAAGCACGCGCUCAUACGGAGAGCAAUGGAAACAGUCCCAUGGUCCAACCUGCCGGAUGUGGCGUGAGCGCUUUGAAGCUUCAACUCAAUUCGCUCAGCUUGUCCGGCAGCGGUAGCGCUCAGGCUGCGCGGGGUGACCUGUGCUUUGAAACUCCGAGCAAUGCAAGCGUUUGCUCGGACAGCGACCAGACAGAGGUCCUAACUAGUUACGAAGUACCCCUAGAGCAUGAUUUCGUCAGCUCCGAUGCCGCAGCGGAAGAAACGUCGGCGAGUCUCCCCGAUGCGCAGGACGUCCGCACUCAGCUGUGCCGCAAGAUGACAACCGCAGAUUUUGAGCCGCUGCUCUGCCUGGGCAAGGGCUCCUUCGGAACCGUUCUGCUUGUACGCCAUGCGCUCACGGGGAAGUUGUAUGCUCAGAAGCAGUUCCGUAAGGCAUCGCUCACCGUCCACAAGAAACUCGUGGAGCAGACCAAGACUGAACGCGCGAUUUUGGAAAGUGUGAACCGUCAUCCAUUUGUGGUGAAACUGUUCUACGCGUUUCAGGAUCACGAAAAGCUGUACCUCAUCCUGGAAUAUGCCCAGGGUGGUGAGCUGUUCCACCACUUGGCGAUGGAACGCAUGUUCGACGAAGAUGCCGCCGCAUUCUACAUGGCCGAAAUGGUUCUCGCUCUUGAACAUCUGCACCAGAAUGUGGGUGUGAUCUAUCGCGACCUCAAACCAGAGAACUGUCUCCUGGACCGCGAUGGCCAUCUGCUCCUGACCGACUUCGGCCUCAGCAAGAUCGCAGUCAACGAUGACGAUCGUUGCAACUCGUCCCUGGGCACCAUUGAGUACAUGGCUCCCGAAGUCGUUCAAGGCAAACCGUACGGCAAAGCCUGCGACUGGUGGUCUCUUGGCGCACUCGGCUACGAUCUACUCACCGGCUCCCCGCCCUUCAGGGCCAACAACAACGCUAAGCUGCAGGAGAAAAUCGUCAAGCAGAAGCUCACGCUGCCCUACUUCCUCGGUCCGGACGCCAAAGAUCUUCUCACCCGCCUGUUACGCAAGGAACCCGCUAAGCGACUCGGCUAUCACAUGCCAAAGGACCUGCAGACCAUCAAGAACCAUCGCUUCUUCCGCAAGAUUGACUGGAAGGCGCUCGAGCGCCGCGAGGUCGCUCCCCCUAUCCUCCCUGUCGUCACGGAUCCGGCUCUGGCGGAGAACUUCUCUGCCGACUUUACCGCCCUGCCGCUGAGUCCGGUCGUCACCAGCAAUGGGUUUGACGAUUAUUACUCUCUUCGCCGGCGCCCCAGCCAGCGUGCAAUGUCGACAGGUCCGGAUGGGAUGAGUUGUGACAAUGACCCGUUCGGUGGAUUCAGCUUUGUGGCUUCCAGCAGCUUACUUGACAAUAAUGGAGUUGGCGUUAUGACCCAAGGUUACUGA
Messenger RNA from Aspergillus novofumigatus IBT 16806, 3610 nucleotides. RefSeq lists its product as uncharacterized. The coding region runs from base 266 to 3610 and encodes 1114 amino acids. Lineage: Eukaryota; Fungi; Ascomycota; Eurotiomycetes; Eurotiales; Aspergillaceae. The record is from RefSeq and is a predicted model, not a curated record. Gene Ontology annotation, biological process: protein phosphorylation; folic acid-containing compound metabolic process. The transcript is spliced from 6 exons. Gene Ontology annotation, molecular function: ATP binding; dihydroneopterin aldolase activity; protein serine/threonine kinase activity.